AUGGCCCGCUUCGCCGUCGUCGCCGCCAUCGUGGCCCUCCUGGCCGUCACCGCCGCCGCGCAGGCCCCCGGAGCGGCGCCCAGGAUGGCGCCUCUCCCCGCACCGCCGGCGAGGUCCCCGGCCACCGCGCCUGCGCCGGUCGCCACGCCGCCCACCGCCGCGUCGCCGUCCCCGCUGGCCUCUCCCCCGGCCCCGCCCACCGACGCCCCGACCGACGCUCCCUCCGCGAUGCCCCCGUCCGCGGUCUCCGGCACACCCGAGGGCGCACCUGCCGCUGCCCCCAGCGGCACCCCCGCCAGCUCCGCCGUCUACACGUCCUCCGUCAGCUUCGUCGCCGUCGCCGGCGCGGUCGCCGCCGCCAUCGUGUUCUAG
Molecule: messenger RNA, 372 nt
Organism: Triticum turgidum subsp. durum (durum wheat)
Lineage: Eukaryota; Viridiplantae; Streptophyta; Magnoliopsida; Poales; Poaceae
Source: the annotation of a GenBank genome assembly